AUGAAACAGAUAAGUGUUCGAGAAGGAAAUGAACAAUGGAAAGGAAGAUCGUGUGGUGUUAGAGCGGAUCCACAUAUGUAUACUUUUGACGGAAAAUCAUACGAGUGUCAGAUACCUGGAGAAUUUAUAAAUUAUCGAAAUCAGCAUCAACUACAAUGGAUUCAAUCCAAACACCACUUAUGUUUCCCGUCGUAUGAUGGACCUUGGUGCGUCUGCGCAGUGGCAGCAAGAGCAGGAAGAGAUGUCUUUGUCAUAGAUUUGUGUGGAGAAAAUAAAAUCAUCAGUUAUGAACUUUGCGAGGACAAUGUUUUGAAAGUCACGAAAAUCCACGACAAAUACUAUAAGAUAUAUUUCCCCACUGGUACUUCACUCGCCAUAUAUAUAAUGGAAUGGAACAGACAUUAUAUCAUUGAUCUUGAAAUUCUACCCUCUGCUAUGGAUGUAGGGAAUGCCGAUGGUUUAUGUGGAUAUUUUGAUGGUGUGAUGGAAAACGACUUCAGAAGGCGAAACAGUACUAUUAUAGAUGACAUCGGUCUGAGUUAUCCUAAUGACUUCUCCGAGUCAUGGAAGAUUCGAGACAACGAAAAUCUCUUCAGCGGUGACUCUUUAGUCUACAGCAGUUUGCAAUCUGUGUCGACCAUUCUUGUUCCUCAUUGUACAUGCACUGAGAGCGGGAAAACCCAAUGCUCCUACAACACGUUCACACCUUGCAACUCAAACCGAGGCAAACAGUAUGAAUGUAAUGUAGACCUUGUACAAAACAGAAGACGAAAACGGGAUGUGUCCAAUAUGUUUAUGGAGAGGGAUCCUUUAAUCAGAAAGAAACGCACGGUUUCCUACGUACGGACGACUGAAUACUCCGAGAGCGUUUGUCUACAGGCUUUUGAAAAUUCACCUGAAUACAACACGUGUCAACAACAUGUGACCGACCUUAGUAAUGUAACCUUAUCCAACUGCAUUGAAGACAUAAGAAUGACAGGCGAUGAGAACCUAACGAACAUUCACGUCGAAGCCGCUCUACAGCAAUGUUCCACGUUUGUUCUUUUAAAUGCCACAUUGCAAGAGACAGAACCGGAAGUAACCUAUGCAAUACAAAACCUCUGUCCAAGCAACUGUACCGGACAUGGAACUUGUGAUGGGGGAAACUGUACAUGUGAUAGUGGCUUUGGGGGGAGCGACUGCUCCUUUGAUUUAAUCGGACCUCCUACAAUAACAAGUGUUCCCAGUGCUGGUCUUUGUGAUCUCUCUACUACAACCUGUAAAGAGGCCACCAUCUUGGGAAAAUAUUUCUUUGAAAACAUGGACUCGAUAUGUUAUCUUACCGUAAAACAAGUACAUCUGAAUUGUCAUUUGUAA
Molecule: messenger RNA, 1356 nt
Organism: Saccostrea echinata
Lineage: Eukaryota; Metazoa; Mollusca; Bivalvia; Ostreida; Ostreidae
Product: von Willebrand factor D and EGF domain-containing protein-like
Exons: 8
Coding region: 1-1356 (451 amino acids)
Source: RefSeq, a predicted model, not a curated record